GGCUCUCACGUUGUUUAUCAUCCGCCACAGAAGCGGAAGCAAAGCAACGUACACAACGCUGUUGAUCACACGUGGGUCCGUGAGUUUGUAAUGUGGAGUAUUUAAUUAAUUCAUUAAACAAACAUGUCACGGAGGCAGAGAGCCAUGCCGGAGGAGAAGCCCGCUCCUGAAGCGCCACACGCGGAGGAGGAGGAGGAGGAGGAGGAGGUCCAGGAGCCGCCGCCGGAGACCAGACGGACCCGCAGCGGCCGCAAAGUGCGCACUCCUGCCGCACUGCUCGACUCGGAAGCCCCGGUGAGGACUCCCACCCGGAGAACACGGAGGUCUGUCCUCCAGGAGAAAAACACGGAGGUGGCAGAGCGAGUACCGGAGAGUGUACCCGAGGAGAAGCUCGGCAUGUCGGCUGAACCGGAGCCGGCUGCGGAGGCGGACAGUCAUCCGUCCGAGCCAGCAGCAGCAGAAACGGGACCCACCAGCACCGACACCAGCACCGACACCAUCCCGAAGAAGAAGCCUCGUCUGGGGGCGAGUGAACCGCAGAAGCCGGUCAUCCCGCUGGGAAAACCCAAAUCUGGGAGAGUGUGGAAGAACCGCAACAAGCAGAGGUUCUCCGCAGUGGUCAGAGAUAAAUCUUUGUGUUCAUCGUGGGAAAAGAAGAUGGCUGCGAAGCGGGACAAGGAUCUGGUGAAACAGUACUCUUCACAGCUUAAAGAGGAGAAAGCCAAACAGAAAGAGGAAAAGAGGAAAAGGCGAGAAGAAAACCUGAAACGUCGCGCAGAGAACGAACGCAAGUCGGAGAUCGUGCAAGUGAUCAAGAAUACGACAAAGAUCAAGAGGAUGAAGAAGAAACAACUGAGGAAAAUCGAGAAGCGAGACACUCUGGCUCUGCUGCAGAAGUCGCAGAAGUCACCGAAGCAGAAUGUAAAAGCUAAAGCUCAAAAAAGUAACAAGGUCGACCAGGAUUUAACCUAAAGACUGUGAGAUAAUAAAAAUCCAUCUAUUCAGCUCUUUGCCUACAUUUCUUAUUUCAGUGGGAGGAUUUAUUUACACACAGACACAACAAAGUUUUUUAAAAUAAAGAAAUAUGAAGCAAAAAA
Larimichthys crocea (large yellow croaker) is the source of this 1097-nucleotide messenger RNA. RefSeq names its product coiled-coil domain containing 86 (gene ccdc86). The transcript is spliced from 4 exons. The record is from RefSeq and is a predicted model, not a curated record. NCBI's taxonomy places the organism in Eukaryota, Metazoa, Chordata, Actinopteri, Sciaenidae. The coding region runs from base 124 to 972 and encodes 282 amino acids. Gene Ontology annotation, cellular component: nucleolus.